Panicum hallii is the source of this 2250-nucleotide messenger RNA. Its product is annotated as rust resistance kinase Lr10-like. Gene Ontology annotation, molecular function: protein kinase activity; ATP binding; polysaccharide binding. Lineage: Eukaryota; Viridiplantae; Streptophyta; Magnoliopsida; Poales; Poaceae. The transcript has 4 exons. Gene Ontology annotation, biological process: protein phosphorylation. The record is from RefSeq and is a predicted model, not a curated record. Bases 52 to 1935 code for a protein of 627 amino acids.
GAAUCACUUGCAAACCUUCUCUUCGCCCACCUCCAUCCCCAAAUACACUCCAUGGAUUUGCAUAAAUUUCUUCUCUCAGCGCUGCUGCUUUCACUUCUGAACUAUGCAUCCUCUGCUGCCAAAUCAUGGGAGGAAGAAGACUUCCUCAAAACUUGUCCAUCACAUAGAUGCAACAAACAUCAUGGGCCAGAGAUCAGGUUCCCGUUUCGGCUUUCAACCCACCCUCGAUCAUGUGGCGCACCUGGGAUGCAGUUGUCAUGCUCUGGCCAUCACACAAUCCUAGAUCACCCAAUUCUUGGUUCCUGCAAAGUGACUGCAAUAUAUUACAAGCAUCUUGUCAUGAACGUCAUCCCACUCGUGUACUCAUCAUCAAGCUGCCCGCUUCAGAAGCUCAUCUCAACAAAUCAAUCUACUGAUGUGUAUAGACCUAUUCAGCGGGGUUCUGAUGAUUCAGUACUAGUAGGUUGCUCAAUUGAUUCUAUAGCAACAAAUCAAGAAGGUAUAGUUGGCCCAAGCUCUUGCCUAAGCCUCAGUAACAACGCAAGCCAGUUCUGGUAUCUGGUGCUAUCUCAAACAGAUAUGUCUACUCUUCCCUUAGGGUGUGAGGUGGUCGCAAAAUCCAUCCCAAUACCCUACACUUAUGAUAAAAAUGGUCCACAAAAGUUUCAGACAUUCUUUGGCAAGCCACUCUUCAAAGAUAGGGCAAAAGGAGCAAUCGACUUAGGCGAAACACCAUUGAAUUGGAGCCUCAGCAGCAUUACCAGCAUUUGUCAAAGGUGUGAACAGGAAGGGCGACAUUGUGGAUUCAGUUCAGACCAUGGACAAGCAUUCUGCCAGCAUCACGGUUCGAAUGUCAAACUCAUUGCAGUUACAACAUGGGUAGCCACCUUCAUUGUUCUGGUGACCACUGCACUCUAUAUUGUUGUCGUGACCACUGCACUCUAUCUUUUACUGAAGAAAAGAUAUAAUGAAGCAAUACAUUUGAAAGUUGAAAUGUUUCUCAAGACAUAUGGCACCUCCAAACCCACAAGGUACACUUUCUCUGAAGUUAAGAAGAUAGCAAGACGGUUCAAGGAAAAAGUAGGCCAGGGUGGAUUUGGAAGUGUUUACAAAGGACAGCUACCAAAUGGUGUACCAGUGGCGGUCAAGAUGUUAGAGAACUCUACAGGCGAGGGAGAAGAUUUCAUCAACGAAGUAGCAACCAUUGGGCAAAUUCACCAUGCAAAUAUUGUCCGCCUCCUGGGAUUUUGCUCUGAAGGAACAAGACGCGCGCUUAUUUACGAAUUCAUGCCUAACGAGUCAUUGGAGAGAUAUAUAUUCUUGCAUGAUUCCAGUAUUUCCCAAGAGCUUCUAGUACCUCAGAAAAUGCUAGAGAUUGCUAAAGGCAUUGCUAGAGGAAUGGAGUACCUACAUCAAGGAUGCAACCAGCGCAUCCUCCAUUUUGACAUCAAACCUCACAACAUCUUGCUAGACUACAGCUUCAAUCCAAAAAUUUCGGAUUUUGGCCUUGCUAAGCUGUGUGCAAGGGACCAAAGCAUUGUUACCUUGACUGCAGCAAGAGGCACAAUGGGCUAUAUUGCCCCGGAGAUAUAUUCUCGGAAUUUUGGUGGGAUAUCAUACAAGUCAGAUGUUUACAGUUUCGGCAUGCUGGUGUUAGAGAUGUUGAGCGGAAGAAGAAACUCAGACCCAGGUAUUGAGAACCAAAACGAGUUUUACCUCCCACAGUGGAUCUACGAGAGAGUUGUCGCUGGGCAAGACCUGGUACUUAAUAGGGAAAUUACAAAAGAGGAGAAAGAAAAGGUGAAGCAGAUGGCCAUUGUGGCACUCUGGUGCAUGCAGUGGAACCCCAAAAACCGUCCAUCAAUGACAAAGGUGGUAAACAUGCUGACAGGAAGGUUGCAGAAUCUACAUAUACCACCUAAGCCGUAUAUCUAGUCUGAAAACCAUCAUAUGUUAUAAAACAUGGAGGACUUUUUUUUGUGAAAGUUUAAAACAUGGAGUACCUUGAUUUAGCAAGCAUGGUCAGGAGUCAGGAGUUACGCUUGAUUUCACGUGUGAACAACUAAACAUAGUAAUCCUUAGACGUAGCAUACACUGUAUUUGGAUCAUUCCACUGUAUCAGGUCACAUGAGGGUGCCUUUGUUAGUCUUUGCUGUGUAAUAACUUAAUUCGAAACAUAUCACAUGGAAUUUAAUUUCCAGUGUCAUGGUUCAAUUGUUGAGGUUGCCUAGAAAAGCUGUUACUAUAAUU